AUGUGGAGAAGAGCAAGCAUGGGAGCUGUUGUGCUGAUCGUGUUGGCGUCUGUCUUCGCUUGUUGCCAAGGAAGCAACGUGGAGUCACGUCCUACGGAGGCGGAGGUUGAGUCGAUGGUAUCGCGUGCCACCAUGUGGCUCUGGUACCAAAGAGAUCAAGACGCUGGGUGGUUCAACAACACCCACUGGGUCCUUCUGGCUCUCAGGUUAGCAAACUUGUCUCGUACUGACAAUAAUCCCUUAUCUGUGUCUGUCGAGCUACAACUCAGUAACAAGCAGUUGGAAUUGGAGAUUGUCAUCUUGCUCUGGAGGCAUAGAGAAGUAGGAUUUUCAGAAACAAGUCUAGCUCGUUAUACUCUUGCUUUGAAUGCUCUGUGUAUGGAUCCUCGACAAUUCCACGGUCAUGAUUUAAUAGGGACGCUUCAACAUCACGCACCGCCUGUAGAUUAUGAUUUUGCAUUGACUACUUUAGCUGCCUGCAGUGCUCAAGCUCAUAUUAGGAAACGACAGAUUGGAAGACUUUUAGAUAUUACCAAUGCUGUUCAGUAUCAUAAUAUUGAUACAAUCGCAAUGGUAGUUCUGGCGUUAAGAUGUAUUAUCCAGGACCACAGACACCGGAAUCUUGGUCACUUUGUGCGGAAGCCAGCGAUGAGUUUAACAAAACGUCAGAGACUGGACGGAAGCUUUGGUGAUUUACGGACGACCGCUCUGGCAAUGCAGGCGCUCAAACAAGUGGAAAACGAACCCGCAGACAAUUGGAACAGAUCAGCAGCAUUGUCAUGGCUGAUGUCACGUCAGCAGCCUGACGGUUCUUUUGAUCAAGAUGUUUAUUUAACUGCCCAAGUCAUUCUUGGAAUUAUUCCCAAGAGUCUUAUUAAUAUUAGAAGCUUAAACUGCCUGCUAAGCAACAAUACACUUCCUGGUCUAGUUCCUAACAAUAACUUCAACGACAAUUUCAUAUCAUCAAGCACAGCCGUAAAUGCCGAGACAAAUACGAGCGCUUAUGAAUCGACCGGGUCAAAAGUAUCCACCCAGACAACUCCUCAUCAGCUGGUUAAUAUUUCGUACACCCUGUGGGUCGGAACUAAUGAAACUUAUCAUUUGACAGUAACAGCUCCUAAAAACGAAACAUUUUACGGAGUUAUGUUACUUGCUGCCGAGAUGUCUCCUCAUUUUCAAUUUUCAGCGUCUGAGUGGCCUAACGGCCAUUAUGUUCAUACUCUUGCGGGCUAUAAAGAGGAACCCAUGUCAUAUCAUUAUUGGCUACUUUACAGACUCACAUCCCCGCCGGACUUAUCUUCUCCGCCGGGUAAUCAACUCGUCGCUCCUGGAGGUAUUACUUUAAUUAUUAUCAUCUAUUAUACUAUACUUAGUACUUAG
Messenger RNA from Cotesia congregata, 1380 nucleotides. Lineage: Eukaryota; Metazoa; Arthropoda; Insecta; Hymenoptera; Braconidae. The record is from the annotation of a GenBank genome assembly.